AUGAUUCCCGUUCCCAAGGCCGACAGUUUGAAGGACCUCUUCAGCCUCAAGGGCAAGGUCGUUGUCGUCACGGGUGCUUCCGGCCCCCGUGGAAUGGGUAUUGAGGCUGCCCGCGGCUGCGCUGAAAUGGGUGCCGAUCUCGCUAUCACCUACGCCUCUCGCCCCGAGGGCGGCGAGAAGAACGCCAAGGAACUCAGUGAAAAGUAUGGCGUCAAGGUCAAGGCCUACAAGUGUGACGUGGGAAACUGGGAGAGUGUUUCAGGCUUCGUCAGCGAUGUCAUUAAGGAAUUCGGCAAGAUUGACGCUUUCGUCGCCAAUGCCGGUCGCACGGCCAACAGCGGUAUUCUCGAUGGUUCUGUGCAGGAUUGGGAAGAGGUUAUCCAGACCGACUUGACUGGAACUUUCCACUGCGCUAAGGCCGUCGGAGCCCACUUCAAGGAGCGCGGCACCGGUAGCUUCGUCAUUACCUCCUCCAUGUCCGGCCACAUCGCCAACUUCCCCCAAGAACAGACCUCUUACAACGUGGCCAAGGCUGGCUGUAUCCACAUGGCACGAUCGCUCGCCAACGAGUGGCGCGACUUUGCGCGCGUCAACAGCAUUUCUCCCGGCUACAUCGACACUGGUUUGUCGGACUUUGUUGACCAGAAAACCCAAGACCUUUGGAACUCCAUGAUCCCUAUGGCCAGGAAUGGACAAGCGAAGGAACUUAAAGGUGCUUAUGUCUACUUGUGCAGUGACGCGAGCUCUUACAUGACCGGAGCCGAUCUCCUCAUUGACGGAGGUUACUGUGUGCGGUAA
Messenger RNA from Penicillium atrosanguineum, 798 nucleotides. Its product is annotated as SDR family oxidoreductase. Gene Ontology annotation, molecular function: oxidoreductase activity, acting on NAD(P)H, oxygen as acceptor. Lineage: Eukaryota; Fungi; Ascomycota; Eurotiomycetes; Eurotiales; Aspergillaceae. Bases 1 to 798 code for a protein of 265 amino acids. Gene Ontology annotation, cellular component: intracellular anatomical structure. The transcript has a single exon. The record is from RefSeq and is a predicted model, not a curated record.